GCCCAUGGCCUCCCCCGGGGCGGACGCCGUCCCGCGAGCGGCGGCGGGAGAAGCGGGCGGCAGCUGGACGCGCGCCGCAGCAAGGGCCGCGUGCGCCUGGGCGGCCACACGGAGCGCUGGUGCCGCCUCAAGGAGCGGCUGGGCUUCGCGCUGCACUCGCAGCUGGCCGCCUUCCUGCUGGACCGGUUUGCCUCUCCAGGCUGCGUCCUCUGUGCAGGUCCCCAGCCCGGGGCCGCACCAGGGCCUGCAGGGCCUGGUGCUCCUGUCGCACGCGCACAGCCGGGAAUGCAGCCUGGUGCCUGGGCUCCGGGGGCCCCGAGGCCGGGACGGGGGUCUCGUGUGGGAGUGCUCGGCGGGCCACACCUUCUACCUGGGAGCCCACAGUCCGCCCUGCGUCCCCGGAAGCGUCCACAGAGUCCACGCAGGCCCCCGGCCCCGCGCCCGGAGGCCAGGAGGCGCAGCAAGCCGGCAGGUUUGGGGUCUGAGCAAGAGAGAACUCAAGAAGCCAAACUGCCCAGGGGGGCAGGACCCCCAGCAGAGCCCGUCCCGUCCCCUGGAGAGGAACAAGAUGAGGAAGAUGAGGAUGAUGGAGAUGAAGAGGAGAUGCUCAGCGAUGCCAGCCCGUGGACCUACAGCUCCUCCCCAGAUGACAGUGAACCAGAUGUCGGCCGGCCACCCCCGCGCCCCUGCUGGCUCCCCGGCUGAGGCGCCGGAGGCUCUCCCCACUCCUCUUGCUGGCUGCUCUUCACCCGCACUCGCAGCCGGCUCCGGAGUUGAUGUGAGCAGGACCCCUCUGACAGCCGGGCAGACGGAGCCUCUGGCCAGCCCUGGGAGCCGGGCGCGGUCAGCCCCAGCCCGAGACCAGGACACUGCACAGAUUGGACCCAAGAGAAUUCGGAAAGCUGCCAGGAGAGAGCUGAUGCCUUGUGACUUCCCUGGCUGCGGAAGGAUCUUCUCCAACCGGCAGUAUCUGAAUCACCACAAGAAGUACCAGCACCUCCACCAGAAGUCCUUCUGCUGUCCGGAGCCGGCCUGCGGGAAGUCCUUCAACUUUAAGAAGCACCUGAAGGAGCACGUGAAGCUGCACAGUGACACCCGCGACUACAUCUGUGAGUUCUGUGCCCGGUCUUUUCGCACCAGCAGCAACCUCGUCAUCCACAGACGCAUCCACACCGGGGAGAAACCCCUGCAGUGUGAGAUCUGUGGGUUCACCUGCCGCCAGAAGGCCUCCCUGAACUGGCACCGGCGUAAGCAUGCAGAGACAGCAGCCACCUUGCGCUUCCCAUGCGACUUCUGCGGCAAGCGCUUCGAGAAGCCAGGCAGCGUUGCGGCUCACUGCAGCAAAAGCCACCCGGCGCUGCUCCCAGCUGCCCCAGAGUCACCCAACCGCUUGUGAGUCCUG
Dipodomys spectabilis (banner-tailed kangaroo rat) is the source of this 1402-nucleotide messenger RNA. RefSeq names its product zinc finger protein 692-like. NCBI's taxonomy places the organism in Eukaryota, Metazoa, Chordata, Mammalia, Rodentia, Heteromyidae. Gene Ontology annotation, molecular function: chromatin insulator sequence binding. The transcript is spliced from 14 exons. The record is from RefSeq and is a predicted model, not a curated record. Gene Ontology annotation, biological process: regulation of transcription by RNA polymerase II. The coding region runs from base 5 to 1396 and encodes 463 amino acids. Gene Ontology annotation, cellular component: kinetochore; chromosome.